AAUGAUUCGGUUUUCCUGUAUGCUUAGGUCAUAUAACUCUCCUUGUUUUGUUUUUGGUCAACGGACAACAGAAGAAGAAACCCUAGCUCGACUCUAACACAUUGAGAAACACAACAAUGGAGGAUUUGAACUUUCCUAUUUGCAUACUGAAAAUGGAUCUCCAGUGUUGCAAAGACUUCGCUUCCAGAGUGAAGAAGCGUCUCCGUAAAGUAAAAGGAGUUUACGCUAUUACCAUAGUCCCAGCCAAGAGUCUGAUCUUGGUCUCCGGCACAGCGGACCCUCCGACGCUCAUCAAAACCAUCGAAAAAAUCGGGCAAAGGCCUGAACUUUACGCCUACGAGAAAGACCCAGCAAAGGCUAAGACCCAGUUCGGCGCCUUGCUUAAGCGUUACGGCAACGAGGAAGAGCAUCGAGACGACAAACCGCCACCACUACCCGCGGCUCAAACUUGCCCGUUACCACCAGCUAGGGGUUUCGGGCAUCCGGUACGGCCGACGAUGCCGAUGUUUACGUUGCCGCGGACGGUGGGUCCGCCUGGAUGGUUGACACCGGGGGCAGUGAUGGUAAGGCACGAGGCGCCGAAGGUUGUGCCGAGGAAGGAGCCGGCCAAGUAUCCGUUGGAUUACUACGACAAGAUUGGUUUCCCUGCGCAUGACACUCCUUUCCGCUACUUCAGCGAUGAUCACGCUCAGCCCUGCUCCAUCAUGUGAUUUCGUUUCUUAAACCAAAACAGAGCAUUUGGAGCUGAGAAGAAAAAAAAAGUAUACAUUUCGAUAAAAAAAAAAACUUUCUUUGAUAAAGAUUGCGAUUAAUAAGAACAUUUAUUUGA
Raphanus sativus (radish) is the source of this 829-nucleotide messenger RNA. RefSeq names its product heavy metal-associated isoprenylated plant protein 42. Lineage: Eukaryota; Viridiplantae; Streptophyta; Magnoliopsida; Brassicales; Brassicaceae. The transcript is spliced from 3 exons. Gene Ontology annotation, molecular function: metal ion binding. Bases 117 to 710 code for a protein of 197 amino acids. The record is from RefSeq and is a predicted model, not a curated record.